Messenger RNA from Protopterus annectens (West African lungfish), 2201 nucleotides. It is a transcript of the gene TMEM71, whose product is annotated as transmembrane protein 71. The record is from RefSeq and is a predicted model, not a curated record. The transcript has 11 exons. NCBI's taxonomy places the organism in Eukaryota, Metazoa, Chordata, Ceratodontiformes, Protopteridae. Bases 171 to 1037 code for a protein of 288 amino acids.
CAAACGGGCCAGCCCAUCAGUAUCAAACUUUAGUGCUCUGUGAUUGUAACUACUUUAUCGUGUUUGAGUGGCAGCUGUUAAUAAAGAGCGGUGGUGCACUUUGAAGCAGUUUGUAUUGACAGGUACUUCACUGAUCAGUAUUUUGCUGUAGAAUACCACGUCUGAGUCAAAUGGCACACAUUUUAUCAACGCCAGGUUCCCCAGUAAUGCAGAGAAUUAAAAGAGAUAUGUCACCUCAACAUUCAUUUUCUAGCUUCACUUGGCCUUCUGUCAGUUCUCCUCUUGAUUCUUCUUUCAACUGCUGCUCAGUGAAUCCCCUCAGUGGCUCUGUGUGUUUUUUUCGUCGAAGCCCUCGUCUCCUCCAUAAUGGCUACUACAUUCUCAGUGACAACAGUUAUGUGACAGAUGAAGACAUCAGUUUCACUAUCUUACCAUCAGAGACUAAUAUUUCAUACAAAGAGAGGCUUGUAAGGAUAUUCAGAAAGAGAAGAAGGGCCCGCAAAUGCCUGGCAGGCUUAUUUAGCCUAACAAGACCUUCGGUCUCAUGGUUAAACAACAGCAGUCUUAGUAAUAUGAAGCUUCCACUUGCUGAAUCUUCGAGCAUUGAUCAAGAUGAAGAUGACAACGACGAAGAUGAUGAUGACAGUGACACUGAUAGUAGUGAUGGUGAAUCCAAACACAAGAGCAAUGAAAAGACUAAAGAUUCGCAAACCUUGUACUACUGGAUGAUUUUAACUCUUACAGCUUGUUUGUUCAUCUCUAUUUUUGCAAGUUACUUUUUAUUGGGAGGCGCAAUGGCUAUCCUGCUUACCCUCAUACUUGUAUUCCCAUUCAUCUUUAAGUUUGGUGUUUUGAGGACAGAGUUUGCUGCCUUUCAUAAUCAUAAAUCUGACAAAAGAAAAAUAGAGGACGGGUCUUCAAAAAGAGAACAAUUAGAAUAUAGCUUCAGAAAACAACCAGAUCUGAUGCCAGAUGCUUUCAGAGGAUUGCAGAAAAGAUGGUUCUACAAAACAGACAUAAGCCAUGCAACUAAAUAAAGAAGCAAGCCACAUCUUUAAACACCAGUAUAUUACAUUUCUUUAAUUAAUUUCCUGGAUGAUUUCACUGAGAAAGUUAUUCAGUUAUGCGUUUGCACAGUAGACUUCCUGUAGGUGUUUCAUAUCUUUUAAGUUAUCUGGUUCUGUUCAACUGGACUAAGAGGAAGCUGGUUCUUUCUCUUCUGCUGUUUUGAACUUUGCAUUGCAAGACAUUUUAAGGUGAAAACUAAGUAUUUUUUGUGGGAAGAAUAUUUAAUGAGUGUCUUACAGAUAACUUUAUCUUAGACUGGACAAGUGGCACUAAAAGUCAGACUCCAGAGUUUUGGAGUUCUUAAUUUUCCAUAUUGUUUUAUUUUACAGUGUUCUGAGGUGUAUUAAUUGCACUGUAUUUAACAUUUAUUGGCAUUUUAUUUUUUCCUUAUGCAAGCACAGAUUCAACCAAUGCAAAAAACUGCAACUUUCGCUGCUUACUUUUAAAUUUAUUGCACUUUAUAAAAUGGGCUUCUGAAGUAAAGAAAUGGAAUCAAUUAAAAUGCACCAUGUGCCCAUGCCCUUAAAUAUGGGUAAGAACAGAGUUAUCCAGUUUCUGAACAUUGCUGAAUGAGCAGAGAAGGUCUUCAGCUAUAUAUUCCAGCAUCAACAGCAGCUUAUAAAUAAAAAAUAUGUCUUCUGAUUUUACACACUCAGUAAAAAAUCUUCUGCAGGUUCUUGAAAUUAAGUAAGGAAUGAGACACAAUAAGGUGUGGUUUAUUGCCUGAUAAAAGCAUGCCCUGGUGUCUUUAGCAUGAGCAGCAUGCUGUCAGACAAAACAUUCCCUAAAGUAUGUUAUUCUACUUACAAAAUGAUCCACCCCCACAAACCAAAAAUAAAAGUGAGUACAUGGUGUAAGCAACAGAAGAAAUAAGUACUUGAAAAAAAUUGUCACUCAUUUGCCCAGAUACACACUCAUUUGUGCAUGUGUGCAUGCACAUACAAAAUGUAUGUUUAAAGGUGAGAUAGUAGUACCAUUUUUAACUGCUGAACUGUACACAAUGUCACAUUCAUCUCCCAUUGUAUGAUGUAAUCAGUUACCAUUCUAACUAAUCGUCAGCAAAGGAAGUAUUCCAGCUGCAGUCAGGUUUAUUUAUUUGUUUUUUAUUACUGCUUUUGUAGUUCAUUUUUGUG